CGCGCCGCCGGCCACCACAGCCUGUUCCGCCGUAUCCUCAGCAACCCAUCGGGGCCGGAUGCGCGGGGACUGCUGGCUCUGCGGCCGUUCCACACACACAGCUGCACACGAUGCCCCGCCAACAUGUGCAAGCACAAGGUGCUCAGCGACUACCUGCGCGAGCGGGCCCACGAUGGCGUGCACUUCGAGCGCCUCUUCUAUCGCCUCUUCUACGUGGGCGACGGCGCCAACGACUUCUGCCCCAUGGGGCUGCUGGCGGGCGGCGACGUGGCCUUCCCACGCCGCGGCUACCCCAUGCACCGCCUCAUUCAGGAGGCCCAGAAGGCCGAGCCCAGCUCGUUCCGUGCCAGCGUGGUGCCCUGGGAAACGGCCGCCGACGUGCGCCUCCACCUGCAACAGGUGCUGAAGUCGUGCUGAGUCUGGCCGCCUGCAGGGGGCACCCCGGCCAACGGCGGAGGGGGCGGGGAAGGGGGAUUCGGGAAAGACAAAGUUAGUUUUACUAC
Mandrillus leucophaeus (drill) is the source of this 503-nucleotide messenger RNA. RefSeq names its product phosphoethanolamine/phosphocholine phosphatase. The record is from RefSeq and is a predicted model, not a curated record. The annotation marks the transcript as partial. The transcript has 2 exons. Gene Ontology annotation, biological process: bone mineralization involved in bone maturation. Gene Ontology annotation, molecular function: phosphatase activity. Lineage: Eukaryota; Metazoa; Chordata; Mammalia; Primates; Cercopithecidae.